Mya arenaria is the source of this 5489-nucleotide messenger RNA. RefSeq names its product probable serine/threonine-protein kinase mps1. The record is from RefSeq and is a predicted model, not a curated record. Bases 79 to 936 code for a protein of 285 amino acids. NCBI's taxonomy places the organism in Eukaryota, Metazoa, Mollusca, Bivalvia, Myida, Myidae. The transcript has 4 exons.
CGUAUUUCUCAGGAAAUGUUAUAUUUACGAUAAAAAUCCAGAUGAUUUUACUAAUUUCUCUUUAGUGUGAUCAUUAAAAUGUCAACUUCAAGAGCCCAGCGAAUAGAUAUGAAGCAUGGCUUCAUGAAAAGCAUAAUUCGAAAUCAAGUUGACAGGGAUUCCUAUGAUAAAGAAGUCAAAACUACCAAGCAGAACACAAGAGGGAGACAUUUUGGAGCUGUCAACCAGCGAUCUAAAAAGCCUGAUGCGGCUGUUUAUGUGCCUCCAUCCAGGAAAGAUCAGACGAACAAACCGCAAGAGGAACAAACUUUCUAUGAUAGCGCUGAUAGCGAACAAAGUAGCUCGUCCAGGGAGGAAAAUGCUCAAAGUAAAAAUACCCAGAAUGUCUCGCUACCUCAAGACAACAAGAACAACCGGAAUAAACCUCAGUCGCAUUCAGAGUCAGUUCCAACUGGAAACAAAGCAACUUGUGAGUCUUCAGGUAAAGACAAAGCAAAUAGUUUGGCCUCUGCAAAGUCAGCUAAGGCCCCUCCAGUCGUGAACAAUUCUACACUAUCUCCACAUAACCGGAUGCAGUCACCAAAUUCCCAAGAGCAGCAGCCUCAGAUGCCAAAACAACAAAAGCAACAGCAGCCUUAUAAUACACAGAAACAACAGCCACAGAUAUCGCAACAACAGCAGCAGCAGCAGCCUCGGAUAUCACAACAGCAGCAGUAUCAAUAUUCAGAUGAUGAUGAUGAUGAACCAAAGUUGCUGUUUAAGUUUGAAUUUGAAGAUAAAGACGGGAAGGUUUAUAAGCAAUAUGUCAUGGAGGGUAUACGUGCUGAUGUGUUAGCUCGACGUAUGGGAUGUGAUCGUGGUCUUCCCCCGCACAUGGUGAAGACCCUCGAAAAUAUUCUACAGAAGGAGAUUGACAAGCGAUCACCACCCUCGUGACACCAUGACACUCGCACAGCUUGACGUGCUCACAGAUUCAGAUAGCCAACUUUCACAAACAGUCUUAAAUCUAGAGUCUAAACUUAGACUCAGAUAAGCAAUUAUUUAAAAGUGAUAUGUUUUACAUCAGACAGAACAGAAUAUAUAUUAAAGAUAUAUCAUGGAUAUUGUAUAUCCAUUGCUUUUGCAAAAUUUGUGUUCAUGAUAGGGGUGGUAAUGUAUUCAGCAAUGUUCUACCAGCAAAACCCUGUUAGAAUGAAAGUUACGCUUUAAAUGAGAUUUGCAAUUUUGAGUCUUAACUCAGACCCAAGACUUUUUGAAACAUGAGUCUGUGCCCCAAUAUUGCUAAAAUACUUUAUGAAUGAUUUGACUCAACUUAAUACAUUAGUUAUUCUCCAACUUGUAUAAUUGAAAAAGAAUGGAAAUCUUGUUUGUUUCAAAUUGUGAUUUAUAUUUUUUUUUAUCAAUAUUCAAUAAUUUACAUUUAGUUGAACACACAAUAACUCCAACACUUUUUUGCCGUAGAAUAUAUUUCUGCAAAAUGUUCACAAUAUUUCUUUGUAUACAGUCUAUAACAGAAUGCAUUUUUAAAAAGAGUAAAACACAUAUAUAUAUAUAUGUUAGAUUUGGAAUCAAAUUAUGCUGUAAUUAUCAUUAUUAUUUUGUAGUAAAAUAAGUUGAGAUUGAAAAAUGACUUAACUAUUUUUUGUGAUAUUGGGCCAGAGUUCCAACUUGAAUUUGAAAAUUGGUUGUCCAAAGGGUAAUUUUAAAGAAAUGCAUGAAGGCAUCCGUCUUUGUUAUAUGUUUAUAGCAAAAGUGUGACUGUAUUAUUUAAUAGACGAAAUUUCUGCAUAGGCCAGAAAAUGAGAACCCUGACUGUAUUUCACCACUUGUGCCAACCAUGAUCUGACUUAAGUAUUCUUUUGAUGAAGCUGUUGCUUGCAUACAUGUACAUGCAUUUUUAUAAGGAAUCAUUGUUGACGAGUGUCUUUGCUUUGUGUUAUUUGAAAUUAAGGUUAUAAUUUUAAGGUAAGCCAUCCACCAUUAGGAUGAAAAAAUGUGCAUUAGAGAUAUGAUUAAUCUUUAUAUUAUUUUGACGUGGAAUACGGUUUUGAAUAACACCAAAAUGAUGCUACUAUUAUGAUAUGAUAUAUUUAAGGGAAGUUAUAUACUCGGUUACAAAAUUUGACCAGACUAUGAUAUGUAGCAUUUUUAUCAGUUUGUUUCUUAAAUAAUGUAUUUAUAAAUAAAAAAAAAAUCUUGUUGCAAAUUCGAAAUAUUCACAUUUUUGUCACGAUAAAAUUAAACUUUGCCAGUAGCAAUGUUUUGUAUUAAUGAUGGAUGAAUGACCUUAAAGCUUUUGAGAGUUUAGCUAAAUCAAUAAAAGCUUCUGUAUAGUUUUACUUAAUUGUUAUAAAAAAAGAGAGAUUUUAAUAAAAAUCGUCUUUAUAGAGAAUGCUUUUUUAACAUGUUGUAGACCACUUAUAACCAUUUACCUGCACCUUAAUCCUACAUUAUUUUCAUCAAUACCAUGCGACAAAAAGAAUCUCAUGUGUUCUAGUCAAAUUGUGUUUCAGGCCAUAAUUGAUAAAAAGUUUGUUUGGCAUUUACCAGACCCACAUUAUUAUGUAUGUACUUUAUUCUUGUAAUCCUAUAUAAAUGAAGAGAAAAAUAUAUAAAGUACAAACAUGAAAUACAAACAUGAAAUACAAACAAACAUGAAAUAUAAAUACGAAAUACAAACAAACAUGAAAUUUAUACAAACAAACAAACAUGAAGUACAAAUAUAAUCAUAAUCACAGGCAUAUUUUCAAUGUACUUCCUUAAUUCCCUAAUGAAAAACGGAAGAAAAAAACUGCCAUCAGAGAAACUUAAAUAAUUUGUGUAUUUUUGUUAUUUGGUCGGGGAAAAGCCAAAAAUAUUUUUUUUAUCAAUAGUUGCCUUAGCAAAGAUUCAUUUGAUCAGACUUGUGUUUGAAUUUCGGAAACAGCUUUUUUAUAUUUAUCAUUCAUAAAAUCACCAGUGUUCACGAUUGCUUAGUCACACUCCAGCAAGAUUUUAUCUGCUUGUCUAUGAGUCUGUCUUUUGUAGCUUGUCUGUUAUUGUUUUUUUUGAAGGAAAGUUGAGGUGUUGUCAUAGCAUUGCUGUCGUUGUCUUUGUUGUGUUGUAACUAUAACCUUGGCCAUUAAAUUUAAAAACUGUUCAUGAUAUUCAUAUGAAACUUGGUACACAUGCUGCUGCUCAUUAUAUGCCCAUGUAUUAUAAGCAAGAUGAUAUUCAUAUGAAACUUGGUACACAUGCUGCCGCUCAUUAUAUGCCCAUGUAUUAUAAGCAAGGUCUCAAAACUGCAGUUUUAAUAAUAAUCUAGUUAUGCUCUAGUUAUAAUAAUGCUCCUUAUUCAACUUGAAAAUAACAACAGACGGGCAUUGAUGUUUGCUGAGUGGCUCUCGUCUUUUGGUUCUUAACCAUUGUUGUUAGUCUGUUCUGUUGUGUUGAUGUGUAUAGAUAUUGACACAUUUAUUUUUUAUGUUAAAUGUUUUUUAGCAGAUUUUGUACCGGUAUUCAUGUCAUUCAAGUUUAAGAAAAGUGAAAAUCCUGUCUGAGAUCAAAGGUUUUCUUAGCCAGAGUUCUCCACUUAGAUUUAUGUAUUUAAUAUUCAUACUGGAAGCAGCAAGCCAGCAACUGUGUUAGAAAAGCCUAUAUUAUCUUUUAGAAACUAACAGAACAAUUCUAAACAUGCCUGACAAUUUUGUACAUUAUUACAUUUUGUAUAAUUCUUUCUUUAAAUCUCUGUCUCAGAAAAAAAUAAUUAAGUGUAUAUGUAAAUGAUAACAUUGUGAUUUGAAUACAAUUACAUUAAUAAUUGAAUAAGAGCUUUAGUGCAUAAAUGUGAUUUGUAAAAGCUAGGUAAUCAUUGACAUUUAAAGUAGAUGUUAUUGUGUACUGAUACAAACAAAUUCAUACAAAGUAUUUCUUGUCUCAAAAUGUUCGUUGUAGAAAUUGUUAGUUGAUCAAUGGAAUCACAAUGUUUACUUUAAGUCUGCUGUCCAAGGUAUAUAUAAUUAGACAUUAAAAAUAUUUUUUAUUUCCGGUAUGUUGACAUAACCAUAAUUAUUCUUGGCAUCCAACCCUAAAUUGUUAUUGCAAGCCAUCAGUAUUUGAACAGGAAAGUCACAUAAACUGUACUCAGACAUAUUGGUGAAGAUUUUCAGUGUGAAAAUUACACUCAGACACAACUUCACUAAAAACAAAUAUCCCAACCUACCUACCUACUUAUAUAUUGUUUGCAGUGAUAUCAGAAACGCACAUAUAUACCUGUUUGGCCUAAUAAACUGUAGAUGUAUUUGAUGUACCUUCCGUGCAAACCCCAGUAGUGAAUUACCUCAAUCUUUUUUGUUUUUAUAUUGUGUAUUAAUAUUUGGUUGUUAUUGAGGUUGUGAAAUAAACUGCAAUAGUCAUACACAAAUCACAGAUUUCUAAUCAGUAUAUUUUGUAUAUAUGCUUACUAGUAUGUCAUAUUUAUUUGUUGACUUUGUACUUAGAGAUGCACUCUUACUCCCAGAUAAGAUUUACCACAAUAAAUAAUAUUUUUUUAAUAUUCCAAAAGGAUGAAUAAAUAUUGAAAACAAUGGUUCCUAUAAAGAAUACAGAGUUUAAUUUGAAAGAAAUGAGCAUAAAACACGGUAUUUCUACCUUAUGAGACUAUAGUAGACCACAGUAAAUCUUACCAAUAUUUUAAUAUUUUUGCUCUUUCUGCUAUUAAAUACACAGUUACAAUCUUGUUAUCAGUAAUUAAUAUUUUCCAUAAAUGCAUUAUUUAGUAAGUAGUUAAAUGUUUAUCAGUCAAAACUGAUGUAUAUUAUACACGUGUAUGUAUUGAUUUUGAAUAAGAGUGUCUAUUUAAGGUGUUGCCCUUACAAGGCCUUUGAUCAGACAUAAGGAUGAUGAUAGAUUAAAACAAAAAUGGGUGCAGGGUAGUGAUCCCCAUUAUGAGAUCAUGAUGACAAAUUGUUUGAUUAUUUUUUAUACAAAGUGCACACACCUGACAUCACUGUAUCAAUUUCAGCAUGUGACAUUGACCAGUAAGACCUUUACAUAGAUAAAAUAUCAUUCAACUGGUAUGUCUUCACACAUGUUUCUGUUUUUGUACAAAUUCUCACCAUCUAAGGUCCAAGGACUUACCUCACUAUGGUACAAUGUCUCGUGUUGUUUUUCGUUAACUUUGGCUGUAUAAAGAUAUGUGUUGCAUUGUUGAUCAACUACCCUAAUUGUUUUUUAUCUCAUAUUUAUAUUGUUAAUGCAUGCCUCUGUCCUCAGAUUGGAAACAAUUUUAAAUUGUAUAAAUGUCCUCUAGAGUGAUUACUGUAUCUGUAUUUGAAUUUGUAUAAUUCCCUAUAAAUUGUUGAAUUGCAUGAAGUUAAAAUCCAUUACUCAACAUUUACAAGUGUAAUGUGGGUAUACUUAUGUGUUUUUGUGGGAACUUGCUAGAAUUGUACAGAAACUAUGAACUCGUUUUGUCACUAAUAAAACGGACCUUUUUUGCUAAACAAUCA